AUGCCCGGCCUUCUCCAAAAGUCCGGUUUCACCAUUUGGUGGUCGCCUAACCAAGAUGCAACUGUCGAGGAGGAACGGGGCGUACUUUGGGAACGCCUAGCAGAGCUCAUUGACAGGUCUCGCUCCGUGGUUCGCUCAUUUGUUUGUCGUUCUGUAACCGGGAACUACGACGGUUUCGUAAGUCACAAAUAUGUAUUGAUGUAUGCCUAUAAUAGAAACGAAAGUUCAACUGUCGUUCAACUGUUUUUUCUGCGUGCUGGAAAUUUGGUCAGUCGUAUUCGAGAGAUUGCGAUUCGUAUUGAACGUUGUUCGGAUUGCCGUAACAGUGGUAAACAGUUCAAUCGAUGUGGUUUGCGGUACCAUGAAAAAUGCUCCAAGAUGUCGGAGCAGUGCUAUGCGUUGCAUCUUCAACAUGGAGAAUUAAAUGAGGUGUCUCGCGGCAAGUACGACCGAUUGAGAAUUGUUCAGGUUAAGGCGCACAAUGAGGUCCAGGGACUCUGUCGUAUUAGCCUCGCUCUACCUGGCCUUCGUUCGGCCACACCUAGAGUACUGUGUACAAGCUUCAGAUCUGAAGAAGGACCAAAAGGUUCUGGCGAAAGUGCCGAGGAGGUUCACGCGCAUGUUCCGCACCUUCGUGGCGCGACAUAUGCCAAAAGCCUUCAGGGGCUGAAACUGUGCUCACUUGAACUGCCUCAGGAGGAAGUGACGUCAGAAACCAUUGCCGAGUUCAAACUGAAGCUGGACACAUCCUGA
Messenger RNA from Echinostoma caproni, 753 nucleotides. Lineage: Eukaryota; Metazoa; Platyhelminthes; Trematoda; Plagiorchiida; Echinostomatidae. The record is from the annotation of a GenBank genome assembly.